Molecule: messenger RNA, 2689 nt
Organism: Olea europaea var. sylvestris
Lineage: Eukaryota; Viridiplantae; Streptophyta; Magnoliopsida; Lamiales; Oleaceae
Product: exocyst complex component EXO70A1-like
Exons: 1
Coding region: 262-2148 (628 amino acids)
Biological process (GO): exocytosis
Cellular component (GO): exocyst
Molecular function (GO): phosphatidylinositol-4,5-bisphosphate binding
Source: RefSeq, a predicted model, not a curated record
UACUCUAUUCUAAAUUUCGGAGCCCCUUCCAAAAUCGAAAUUCAUGCACCCUUUCCAAUCGGAACCGGCGCUUCUAUAGGAAUAUCAACAGGGAUUCUCUUGCCGCCGUCAAAUUGCCGGUGAUAGUCGAAUUCAACAGUUUUACCACUGUUCAUUGCUUCUCAUCAUUUUCAGUCAGAACCAAAAGUUACAGCAGUAAGUACAGAAAAUAAUCCAUUCAAAACUAUCUCUUCUGCAAGGAUAAAUACUUUUCCAGUUUCCAUGGAACCGCCGGGAGAAAAUCCCGCCGUCGCAGUCUUAACAUUUGAUUCACCCGAGAAAAUAAUCCUCCGGUGGGACUCAACGGUGUCGGAGGAUGCCCGUGAUAAAAUGAUAUUUGAAGGCGAUCGCCACGAGAUUGACCGCUAUCUGCAAGCCGUUGACGAAAUCCAGAAGUCCUUGGAAUCGACCACCGUGUCGGAAUCUUCCCCGUCCGUCCUCCAGAUCGCCAUGGCUCGCCUGGAAGACGAGUUCCGUAACAUUCUCCUCUCCCACCCUAAUCCUGUUGAAACGGAGUCUUUGAUUGAUCCAACAAUCUCAUCGAUUCACUCCGCCGGUACUUCCCGAACCAACAGCAUCGAGUUCAAUUUUAAGUCAAACGAAGAGGAAUUAAAGGAAGAUAGUAGUGGUAAUAUCGUAAGAGAGGGAAAUGUUGUUAAAUCCCUGGAGCAUCGGGAAAGCAGCAGCAGCACCUGUAGCAGUAUGUACAAAUCAAACGGCAGCAUCCGCGAGAUAGAUCUCAUCCCAAGCGAUGCAAUCUAUGAUCUUAGAUGCAUCGCGGACAGGAUGAUUGCUGCAAGGUAUCUACGAGAGUGUAUUCAAGUGUACGGGAGUGUAAGAAAAUCUGCUGUGGACGCCAGCUUCAAGAAGCUUGGAAUCGAGAAAUUAAGCAUUGGGGAUAUACAAAGACUCGAGUGGGAGGUUCUAGAGGCGAAGAUUCGGAAGUGGAUUCGUGCAGCCAGAAUCUGCGUUCGUGUACUUUUUGCGAGCGAAAAAAGGCUGUGCGAGCAAAUCUUUGAAGAUAUGGGAACCUCAACUGAUGAUGCUUGUUUUAUGGAGACCAUUAAAGGUCCGACAAUACAGUUGUUCAAUUUCGCAGAUGCAAUUAGCAUCAGUCGGCGAACACCGGAGAAAUUGUUCAAGAUAUUGGAUCUUCAUGAUGCAUUGAUGGAUUUGAUGCCGGAUAUCGAGGUAGUCUUUGAGUCGAAAUCUAGUGAAUCGAUUAGGGUUCAAGCUGUUGAGAUAGUGUCUAGGUUGGCUGAGGCUGCCAGAGGGAUAUUGUCGGAAUUUGAGAAUGCAGUGCUCCGGGAGCCAUCGAGAGUGCCAGUGCCGGGAGGGACAAUUCAUCCGUUGACUAGAUAUGUGAUGAAUUAUAUUAGUUUGAUUGCAGAUUAUAAGCAGACUUUGAUGGAACUGAUAGUGUCUAAGCCAUCGAUUGGUUCAAGGUAUUCCAAUGAUCCUAAUAUGCCGGAUAUGGAUUUUUCCGAGGUAGAAGACCAGGCUCUCCCCUUGGCGCUUCAUUUAAUUUGGAUCAUUAUGAUUUUGCAGUUUAAUUUGGAGGGUAAGUCGAAGCAUUACAAGGAUGCUUCCUUGGCUCAUUUGUUUGUGAUGAACAAUGUUCAUUACAUUGUCCAGAAGAUUAAAGGGUCAGUUGAGUUGAGGGAAAUGAUUGGAGACAAUUAUUUGAAAAGGUUGACCGGAAAAUUCAGGCAAUCCGCGACUAAUUACCAGAGGUCAACGUGGGUGAGGGUAUUGUAUUGUUUGAGGGACGAAGGUCUACAUACGAGUGGGGGUUUUUCAUCUGGUGUGUCGAAGAGUACUUUGAGAGAAAGGUUCAAGUCAUUCAAUGCUAUGUUUGAAGAGGUAUUCAGGACUCAAGCCACGUGGUUGGUACCGGAUACUCAACUCCGGGAGGAGCUUCGUAUUUCCAUAAUGGAGAAGCUUAUCCCAGCUUAUAGAUCAUUUCUUGGACGAUUCAGAAGCCAUAUUGAGAGUGGGAGGCACCCUGAGAAUUAUAUCAAGUACUCAGUGGAGGACCUUGAGAAUGCAGUGUUGGAUUUCUUUGAAGGACAUCCUGUUGCCCAGCAUUUGAGGAGGAGAUCUGAGUGAUUUUUGCCACUUGGGGCAAUUAUAGGACAUUAUUCUUUUUAUUUUUUGUAGGGUGGAACCCUAGAUGCUGUCGGAGUAAAGGAUCGUCAACAAGGGCGUUUUAGUGCGUUGUAGAUUCUUAUCCAAGACUUGUAUCAUUUGAUGAUGCCAUGUGAAUUGCUAGAAACAUGUGAAGUGUAUGGCUAAUCCAAUAACGAAAGUUUCGUAAGAGGACUGGAGCAGGCUACCAUAAGACAAAAGAUCUUCUUUUUAAAGAGAUUCGAUUCGGAACUCUUAUAUGUCCAAGGUUCAAUAUGGAAGGUUUUCCCUGACUUUGUCCAUGUCAACAAACAAUUCGAAAUACCUCGACUUUUUUAGAACAGGUCCGAGUCAAAUAGCAAUAACGUCAAUUUUUUAUUUUUUCUUUUCUUUUCUGUGGACUAAAGGAGAAGUUGUAAUUCUCCCCAGAAGAGCUUACAUUGGCUCUAUUCGUGAAUGCUUCUGCCCUGUAAGCAAUGUGUUGUUUCUACCUUUUUAAGUUUUCUAAGCACAUUUUGUUUCA